Molecule: messenger RNA, 7974 nt
Organism: Phaedon cochleariae (mustard beetle)
Lineage: Eukaryota; Metazoa; Arthropoda; Insecta; Coleoptera; Chrysomelidae
Source: the annotation of a GenBank genome assembly
AUGGACAUGGGCGUGCUGAAGCAGUGCCUCAGAGAGGAGGCGUUGGCCGGCAGUACUGCCAGCCAAGCGGACGUCACGCCCGAUAAAAAGGCGGGCAAGGUGCCCGGCAGUUCUACGCAGGCGUCGCUGGGGGAGCCGGAGAAGCCCGAGAAGGCGUUACCUUCGCACAGGCUCAUCAUGAACACCAUAGUGAGGGUGUCCAAGCACCUGGGCUGUCCGCACGGCUGCGCAGACGGGCAGAGAGGCCCGGCGGCCGAAUUUCUGCGCACGCAAUGCCAAAACGUGCUCGUCAAGUUGAACAGGGCCAGCGGCAAGCAAUUCAAGGCCUUCCUCAAGGACUACGUCAAGCACCAAUCGCUGGCCGACGUCAUGGACUUUUUCCACGGCUAUCUCGGUUAUUGCAUCGACCCCAGUUCCUUACUGUCGCCUCUGAGCGUCGGAGCGGCCGGCAUCCGGGGAGUGGAGGGGAGGAUAGUGUCGCACUGCUUCAAGCCGCUGGUCACCAGAUUCGUCGAGUGCGGCAAGGAGAUCAGGACGCCGGAGAGCUUGCCAUUGUACUGUGAAAUAAGACAGCUGAUGACGUAUGUCAAGGAGGGUCAUGGAAGCAUCUUCAGGAGGGUUGCACUGAGUGCUUUGAUAGACACCGCCGAAAGGCCUACUAAAAAAGAAGCUAAAGUGCAAACGACCAGAGUCAUAAGGCACAUGCAUCCCUCUGAGAUGGAAGAUCAGCAAGAUGCUGCGACAGAUUCUCAGUCUUAUACUAUCGACGACAAAGGGACAAAGAAAUCUCUUUUCAAAAAAAGAAGUACUUCAUCCACUUGUGCCAGCCUUCUCGAAACCGAAGCUGAGGAACUUCCGAAAACCAGUCAAAGUCCUCUGGGAAAUCUGAGGAAAAAACAUAUUUUGACUCCUAGGCAGAGUGAGAGAGCGCUAGGAAUAGCUUUAGAACCAACUUUAUCAGUCAAAGCUAAAAAAUCUAAACUUGGCGGACUUGUAAACUGGUUCAAAAAAGGGGAAAAUUCCUCCAACGAUGAACAGGACAACCAAGACAACGGAGAUUCAUUCACUGACACUUCGAGCUUCGUGAGACAAUCUUUCAAGCAGUAUCAGCAAAAAGAACCUACAAAGACAAAUGUAGGUCAAAGCAUUCAAAAGGCCAAAAGAAAAAUGGAGGACAAAUUCAAAUUCGUACUGAAGAAGGGCAAGAAGAAGGACGGCAGCAUGGAAGAAUCCGCUGGGGGAUUUUUCAGUAGGAAAAACUCGGUGGAAUUCGGCGAGACAUCGAGAGAGUCCGAGUUCGUGGUACUAAAAGAAAGAAAGCUAGUUUCCACAACUCUUGUGUAUCAAGGAAUGAGUAGGUUAUCAUUUCUCCUGGAAACUUGUGCACCCGGUUCGGUGCCUGAUGCUCAUCUCUUGGCAUCUUCUCUGGAUUUGCCCCAUUCGACUGUGGUGGCGAGAGCAGCCUUGAUCUUAGAAUGCGCCCACUUUGUGCAUUCCUGCAACAAGGGCCUCUGGCCCUCCUGGAUGAAGUUCAAUGUACCGGCCUACAGACCGUCCGGGCCUCUGCCUGCUAGAGGAAACAGCACCGGCGUCAGACGAUCGCAUAUCAUGCAGAGAUCGGCCGGUAAAAUGUUCUACCAGUGGGCAGAAGCGAUUGGUCAACGGCUGGAAGAGUUUGUCAACGAAGACAAGAACCUCCAACCGCAAAUCAACGCCAUGAUGGCCGACGAUCAAAAACAAAAGGAUUUGUUGGUGCAGGACGAGGAAGAAGACUUCCUAGACGAAGCUAGCAUCAAUUCGUACGGGUCGUCGUGUCCGAUGGCCUUGAGACUCAUGGCUUGCGUUCUCCUACAAGAAAUCACCGCCUUCCUCAGAGAAACGUACCAGACAUUGCCGAAGUCCUCUCGUAACAUGGACAAAGGCAAACCGACCGCCUGGGACAAGCUGUGUAGUCGAGAGGCGAAUAGGAGAUGGAGCAUGGCUCUGUCUUCCAUGGGCCAUUCGCAGACCUCUGCGCAAAGUCUGCAGUCGAUCGCAGGCGACAGAGACUCCGGACAGACUGGCGAGAGGAAGAUAAGCUUCGUUCUUCAUGAGCCUGAUAAUGAGUCUGAAGGGAGCAGCAAUACCACGGUUACUAUGCAGGCCUUCCUGCAAGGAGAAGAUGGUAAACGUCAACAGCAGUCCACUAGACCUUCCUAUAUACUACGUAGAGGCACUGCAGCUGCUCCAGCAGGAGGGUCUUUCAAAAGAAGGAGCCUCAAGUUGAGAAGAGGGACAAAAGAGGGAGCCGAUCUGGAUUGGAAAAUUCCGGAAUCGGUAAAACGCACAGAUUCCAUCCAGUCCAAGCGGAAAGUGAGCUCGAUAUCCGACAGGAGCGACACCUCCGAACCUGGAGCCCCAGGGGAAGUAAGCGGGGAGGAAUCUCCGGGGGUUUUAAGUGACGACCAACCCCCUGAGAGCCCCAGCGACAGCAACGACACAGACGACACCACUAAGACCAUGCCGUGGCUGAAGGUCAUGGUUCAAGUGGCCAAUUCGUUCUACUACUUUUGCCCCCAUCAGAAUUUUUGCCACCCAUUUUGCUAUAAAAAGGUGAUGAGAGGGUGUAACAGACUGAUCAAGGCGGUAAGGAAAGUUUAUGGGGAGGAGUUUGGGUUGUUGGAGGAUCGGCUGUCGAUGGACUUCGGGGAUAAGAAGAAGAGUAAUAAGAAGGAGAAGAAUCAGAACAGGAAGGUAUCUGAUCAGACGAGUUCUACGGUUUCGCCCAUCAGAAGAAAGGAUAGUGUCGGUAAAAAGGAUAGAAUCGAUAAGAAUCUGGAGAGUUUCCAAAUGGGAAAACUAUCCUCCAAGGAUUCCUCCAGAGACAUUGCUGAAUCGGACACCGUAUACGACUCGAAGACCUCUUCUGAGCGUAAACCUACUGAGCCUCCUCCGAUAUUGAAGUACAUAAAAACUCAGGUGAAAGAUGCUUUCCAUGCUCCUCUAGCCAUCCUCCUCAAAGGAGCUGUCAUCAUGACGGAGGAGAAUUUUUCGGAAAUCAUACCUGUCGCUUGGGAGCUACUUUUAGAGACGAAUCAAGAGGUGGCAGCCUGUGCAGCUUCCUUAUUCAUUUUGGGAGCUGUCAAGGCGCCACAGCAAGUUUCCGAGAUCAUGCAGUACGGCUUGUCGCAUCCGGAUUGCGCAGUGCGAAUAAACGCGAUAUUAAGGUUCCAAGUGUUGUGGAAGAUGAGAUAUCAGGUGUGGCCCAGGAUGGAGGAGAGCGCUCAGAUGUUGUUCAAAGUGCCACCCCCUGGCAUCGAAUUCACCCUACCUUCCCCCAAAAUUGGAAUCGAAUCUCUGGAUGUCGUCGAUUCGCCUUGGAAGCUUUUGGUGAAGACCAAAGUCGAAGAAGUAACAAUAAACCAGGAAAGACAUAGAUCCCUUGUUACCGCUACCAAAACUAGGAAGAAGCAGCAAACCGAGCUUAUAAAGAUGGCGCUGCAAGCUCAGGAUGAUAAAAAGAGGGAGGAAAGAGAGAAUUUCCUGAUCACAACUAUUCCUAUAACGAUACAAGCUGCACACGAACCGAGCUUGUACCACACCAGUGAAGAACACGAAGAAGACGAAGAUCAACCAGACGGUCAAACUAGGAACACCACACACCACCUUCACUCCGCUCAUUCCCUCUUCCCCUCUUGCCUUUGCUCAGCAGUGGUGCAGAUCAUCAAUCUGCUCGACGAUGCUGCUGUUUCAGCAGACGGCUGCGCAGUAUACGAAGUCGCCUACCAGGUGAUCUGGACGUGUUUGGUGGAGGACAGCGCCCUCUUCCUGCGCUACAUCCUCGAGCGCUUGACCAGGGACAAGCAAGAGCUGAUGUUCAAGAUCCUGAGGCACCUGAUCCGAUUCAUACCGAAGCUGCCGCAGCAGGCCGCUUUCGCUCUGUACAAUUACAUCAUCGGCUACGUGAUGUUUUACGUGAGGAGUCCGCACGAGGGGGGGCAGCAGCUGAUCGGAGCAGCGCUAUCGCUACUAUGGAUGGUGGUGCAUAGUGUGCAUGGAAUAAUGUUCAAAGAUCUGAAGCAAAUUUUGAGAAAAGAACAGUGCGAUGCUUCCAUAUUGCUCACUGCAAACGUGCCAUCUGCCAAGAAGAUCAUCGUCCAUGGCCCACAAGAUCCGAACGAUUGUGGUAUCCCAUCGCAAUUUCCCGUCCAAGAAGACACUCAAUUCUGUCAGAUAUUGCGCGAAGCUUUGGACUUUUUCGGUAUAGACGAGAGUAAGCAGAAGGAAUUCUUCCUCGUAGACUACAAAACACAUCAGAUCAGAAACUCAGCCUCCUACGUCCGGGACUACUACUUCUUCAAGCGAUCGCAGUACCCGCAACUGGAACUGGUCCACAUGAAGCCCGAGGUGGCCUUCAACGCGUUGCAAAAGCAAGAGCUCGUCCACAAGUUCGUGGAGAUCGGCAAGGUCUUGUUGACCUGGGCCAUCCUGAAGAACGUCGAUAUGGUUGUCCAAAGGGUGGUUUUUCUGCACGAGGAGCUGAUGAAGCUGCCCUCUUUCCCCAGAAAGGCAUUAGAAUCGGACUUGGAUCUCUACAAGAGUGGUCCCUUGGGGAAGGAGUUGUUGGGCCUCGAUGUUUUGCAUAAGUUCAUGUGGGUGCGACUGAUCGCCCGGAUGUUCGAGGCCAUGGCCGGCAAUUUCGCUUAUUCCGGGGACAUCCACCUCUUCGUCAACGUGCUAAACGGGGCCUUGGUGUUGCAUUCCGAGGACGCUUGCAUCCUCAGAUACGUCAUGGCCACCUACAUCAACGCGGCUUUCCACUUCAAGAACAUCUUCUCUACCAAUGGGUACCUGUUGAUCAUGCCCACCCUGCUGAAGAUCUACUCCAACCACCAAGCCAACAAACUGAUCACCACCACCAUCGAGUACGCCGUGAAGCAGUUCUACAUGAUGAACAGAAAACCGUUCAUCCUACAGAUGUUCGGCUCGGUGUCCGCCAUGUUGGAUACGGACGAAGAAGGCACUUAUGGCGAUGCGCACAAGAUCCAGUCGAGCUGCCUGUUCAAUCUGUUGCUGAGCCUGGAAACGCCCUCGCCUGAUCCCCUGAACAUUGCCGAGUUGGUUAAGGAAGACAAGCCUUUGAAGGCUAUCGAUUUCUGCUACCACGAUGAGAACGAGAUGGUGACCAUUUUGGAUUGCAUCUCCAUGUGCGUGAUGGUCGUUUCCUAUUCGUCGGAGAGUAUUAGAGGUUACCAGAUGCUGAUUAUUCUGGAGGCGAUUCUUCCGUGUUACGUGAAACAGAUACAGCUGCCCACUUAUAACAAGGAAGGCAAGAAGGAGAAGGAGAUUAUAAAUCAGCUGGCAGUGGCUGUCAAAACCUUGGUGAACAAUUCCGAGGCUCUGACUAAGAGCUAUAACGGCCCCUACCGCUCCAGCCCCGAGCACAAGGGCUCCAGCCAGCGCAACUACAGUCGCGGCCCCUAUUCGCCCGGCUUCGAUUUCGAGGACGACUCGCACUCGAAGUUUAUGAGCGAGCACUCGCGAGUGAGAAGCAUGUACGAGCACGACGUGGAGGACUCGGAGGCUCUAAGGGCGGAAUACCGGAGGCCUAGGGACGUGCUGCUGUCGCUGGUGGGGGAGUUUGUAUGUAGGGCGGCUGUGAGGUUGGGGGAGCUGGGGAAGAAGAACGGUUCGGAGGGGAAGGUGGUGGAGCUGCUUGAUAUCAAAUCGCAUGUGAGACUGGCUGACAUAGCUCAUACCCUACUGAAAGUAUCCCCGUAUGAUCCGGAAUCAAUGGGCUGUCGUGGCUUGCAACAUUACAUGAGCUACAUUUUGCCAUCGACCGAUUGGGCUAACGACGCCAUGAGACCGGCUCUGGUCACCAUUUUGAGAAGGCUGGACAAAGUUUUCCAGAAGAUAGCGAAGAAACCAUCAAUAAGGAGAAACACUGAUUGGGAUGCUGCUGCUGGUUUACUCAAGGGCAUCUACGAUACCAUGGUCAAGUAUCCCUACAUUGUUCAUUGGUCCCACAUCAAAGCGUUGAUCGGUACAUGUCAAGGGCUGAUUGUGAGCGAUUGCUGUUCAACCGAAGGCGUGCCAGGAUCUACGGCAGCCCUAAUGAGUCAAGCACCACCGGCACAUUUCUGUUCGAUGGUGGUUCGUCUCAUAGGACUGCAAAUUCAAAACACCCAGGGUCCUUUCAACGUGCCAGACUUUCUUCUCUUCUUCAAUCAAGACACUUGUACUCUCGAGCAAGUGUGCGGUGGUAGCUCGAUUUUCACCUCUCAGGACAAAAGCGAGAGCAUCAUCAUGAAUCUCAUCAUGCCUCUCUGCCUCAGAGUCGGCUCAGGAAGAAAAGAUGUUGCUCAAAUGAAGCAGAGCGACAUAAGUUUCGCCCUAACUUUGGUGCUUCACGCGAUGAGUCCUCCCAACACCAAAACUAUGGGUCCUUCUGGCACCAACGUCAAACCAACAGCUGAAAUAAGGACCGGUAGUUUGACUUUUACCGGUACGAGAGAUGCUAAGACUUCUGCCAAAAUCAACACUUCUCUCUACCAAGUCUCUUUUCUUGCUCUGAAAAUUAUGGCGAUUUGCUUCGAAGGAGAAUUGAUGAACGAAUGGUUGAAAAUAGGUAGGACGAUGAGAGAGCUUGGCAAAAGGAAUGAGGCAGCGACAUAUCUGUGGGAUUUCUUAGAUUUCGUUGUCACUCACAGGACAGUAUUGUACAUUCUGAUGCAACCUUUCAUCUUCCAGAAGUUGGCACAACCUCCUAUAUCUGACUUUGAGAGGAACGUGCACACAAAAAUACGCAACAAGAUGCGCAGCAUAGGGCUACCUCUGCCAAAGAGCAGAGGAGCCCUUCUCAUGGAGUUGGCUCACGAAAUGAAAACUCUAAAAGAAGAACUCGAGGAGUCGACUGAAUCAACUAGUGAUCCAAAGAAAGAUACCGGUCCAACCUGUCAAAUGACGUCAGAAAUAUCACAAUCUCGUCAUCAGAGGCACUCCCUGAUUGGUCUGUUUACUGGCGAAGGCCAUCAUGGAUCGAAAUCUGCACCAGCACAAGUCAAAGAAUCUUCAACAAGUACAAGUCACGUGUCUUCUCCAAACCAAGCCACUAACGUGAGCAUGAGUGACGUACAAGAAGGAAAUGAAAACGGUAGCUCUCCUCCACCAUCUGCACAAGCCGAUCGCUCCUCGCAAAGGUCAUCGGUUAGUGACGAACACUGCGUACCUCUACCCAAAUCCGAAUCCCUACACAAGGUCCAUAAACUGCGUUUCGUUUCCUCAGUAGAAUUUAGACACUCCUCAGGUGAGACUUCUACGACCCCUCUGAGUCCGAGCAGUCCGGUAGACGACAGUUCCGGUGAGAUAUAUCCGAAUAAGCCGAGACUGCAAAGAAUCAAACCGCAAAGCAGGAAAACUUUCCGUUUGAGGAGAAGCAAGAAAAAUAGACGAGUAGAGCUCGCUCACACCAAGCUGGAUUCCGAACCGGCAUUCCCGACUCAUCAAAAUCUCGAUGUCGAUUCGCCUCCACCGACUCCACCAGUUAUUCCACCGCCGCUUAAACGCUCCGAAACAACCGAUCAGAACGCUCAGAAGGAGCCUCUGACGGAUCCACAUCGGCUGAGGAUAGCCGCCAGAAGCAGAGCGACCGAGGGCUCGUGGGACGAGGAUUCUGUCGUCUCUCAGACAUCGAGUACGUCCGGAUACAGAGAGUCCUACCCCGUGAUGCUGCUCAAGGAGCCGCUCGAAUCCUCUCCCAAGGCCUUCCCGCCCCCUUUGGCCUCCCCCGACGUGCACAGCCUACCCUCCAGCAGCGCCACCACCACCACCACGGCAACCCCCAACUUUUCGCUCAUCGACAACUCGUCGCCCGACUGCUCUUUGAACGAGAACGGGGAGAGAGGGGCUCUGCUGACGGCCGAUCAGAAAUCCGGGUCUCAGCAAUCGCUGUUGGUGGUUUUCGAUCGCCAGGACGAGAAUACUUUCAUUUAA